AUGACUUGCAACAUCGCAGCCACCCCGUUCGACAUCGAGCCCCUCCCCCUGUAUCGAAGGGAUCCCGAGACCAGCUCUCUGCUCUCGUCCGCGCCGUCCUACACCUCCGAGGCACCCACCUACCACAGCUCCGCGCGCGACAGCCAGAUCGUCGGCCCAGACCAGCAAGCACAGCAGCGCCAGCGCCGACAGCCGCAGCCCUACUACGUCAGCACCUCCCUCCUCGACAUCUCCACCCCGCCACCGACGCGGUCCCGCAAUACCGCCGCCGCCGCCGUCGCCGCCACCACCAUCACCAGCGAGCCACCAGCACCGACCAACCGCCAACAAGACAGCAGCGACGCCCAGCGCCUCCCUCCCGUCCCCCGCCCCGCCGGCGGUCUGCCCUCCCCGACGUUCGCCCCGGGCUUCACCUCGCGCGCGCCCAUGAAUGUCGCGAUGGUGGCAUCCGACGCCGACGCCUGCGCCUCGUCGCUGCAGAGCGGCUACAACAUGGGCGCGUGGAGCAGCGUGCGGGCGGGCAGCCACCUGCAGCAGCGGCAGUACGAGCGUGUCGCCAUGCGCCGCGCCAGCCGCGCCGCGGGCAUCGACCGCACCAAGGCGGUGCUCGAGAGCAUGAAGCUGGGCAGUGGCGGCGGCGGCGGCGGCGAUAAUCCCCCCAGUCCUAUGGAUAGCGCGAAUAGCGGCGGCAGGGCGGAGACGAUACCGCCGUCGCCUUCGACGAGUGCGGAGGCUCAGGUCGGUGAUGGUAGUGGUAGUAAUGGUGGUGGUGGUGUUGAUGAAGGAAGCGCUUGGGAGGCGGGUACGGAGAUGUUGGCGGUAUCGGCGCCGGACGGGGGGGCCGGUGCUGCUGAUGCUACGGCGGCGGAAGUCUCGGCGGCGUCGCUUUCUGCUUCGGAGCCGACGCUGCCGCUUGAGGAUCCGGCGCUGGUGGGAGAGCAUGCGGCGAAGAAGGCCAGGCAGCAACGGUUGUAUAGGGAGGCGUGUCUGAGGCAAGAUGGCGACAUGCGGUUGGUGCAGGAGAAUAAGAGCUGGGAUUUCAUGCUUUCCCAGAUGGCUGAUUGGGAGGAGCGAGAGCGUAGCUGGGGGAGGUUCAGGUCAGAAGUAGAAAGGAGACAGGGUCGGAUUCACGCAAUGGGCGUCGGUAUCGGUAGGUUGAGCGGCUUCGCAAUCGGUGAUGGUGCCCGUAGCGGAGGCAAGAAGUGGCCUUUCGGGAAAGGUAAGAGUAGCAGCCGCUGA
Diplodia corticola is the source of this 1239-nucleotide messenger RNA. RefSeq lists its product as uncharacterized. The transcript has 3 exons. The record is from RefSeq and is a predicted model, not a curated record. NCBI's taxonomy places the organism in Eukaryota, Fungi, Ascomycota, Dothideomycetes, Botryosphaeriales, Botryosphaeriaceae. Bases 1 to 1239 code for a protein of 412 amino acids.